Messenger RNA from Leptinotarsa decemlineata (Colorado potato beetle), 1279 nucleotides. RefSeq lists its product as uncharacterized. The record is from RefSeq and is a predicted model, not a curated record. Lineage: Eukaryota; Metazoa; Arthropoda; Insecta; Coleoptera; Chrysomelidae.
AGUUUCGGGUAGCAUGGCUUUGGAAACCGAUACUAUUGCGAAGGAAUGUUACGAUUUUGCCUCCACUAUAGAACAUAGUAAACUGGUCAUAGCGAAUGAACCCUUAACGAUAUGUGGCUCCGAUAGCUCUGAAGAUGAGUGCACAAUUGUCAGCGAGUCAUGUUCAAAACCAGAUCAACUCGUCCAAAAUUUUGAUAUACCGGACAUAGUAUUCGAUGGUAAUAAUUUUCAAUUUAGUGGUAAACAAGGAUCUUCCAAUUCAAAGGCAAACUUGUCCCUUACUGACCAUAAUGUUAAAGAUGGAUUGGCUGUUCUAGAAAUUUUAUGUUCUCACAACGUCGUCGAUUGUCCAGAGUUCGUUGACAUUGCUAAUGUGACAGGAGUUUUAGAAGCACAAAACUUGAUUGAAGAUACAGAAGUCCUGGAGCUGAGUGAUGAUGACGAUGACGUUGUGUUUGUUAAAGAAUAUAAGGAAGUCAAGAAAGCGUCACCUGAGAGAAUUGUUGAUUAUCCUGCUGAUGAUAAUGAGCUUCUCAAGAUCAGGAGAAAUCCAGUCAGGAAUGCGAGGAACAAAUCUAGGGAUCUGUCGAAGGACUUGCUGUACGAAGAAGAUUUCGCUAUUUUGGAUGUAAGCGAUAAUGAAUUGGAAAAAAAAGAAAAUAAGCCCCCAGAAAAAAAAUCUACAGCUUCGUCACAGUUGCCUAAGGAAUGGCCCGUAAACGUCCACGAGCGCCCCGAGUAUAAUUCGGCAACAAAUACUAUAGAACCCCUAGAUUACACAAUAAGGGACAUUCAGAGAAAAACAGCUGCCAAGAAGAUCAAGAUUGAUGCAUCCGUUGUUCAGAAGAAGGGAAAGAAAAAAGCCAUCAAACGCCGAAGGAAACCCCGCGCUGUACCUGAAGUAGAAAAAGUGCCUUUAGAAACUUUGAAGCCCUUAGUUAAUUCAACAACUGAUAUGCUGAAGGACUUUUUCAUUAAAAGCAAACAGCAUAAAGAUCUCACUAAUUUUACGUCUGAUAUUUGUACGUUUGAGAACAAGGUAGCAAUUUUGAGAAAUCAAGCUCUGUUAUUUUCUGUCGUAAAUAACUUAGACCAAAAUGAGGUUGUAGAAAAAUUUAAGCAAUUAAAUGUAGAGAUUGAGGCCAAAGACUGAAUAUUGAUAAUAUGUAUGAUAACCGAGAGAAAUGUUUUUAAGUUCCUUCUAUUUUUAGUUCGUUAAUAGUAAGUUUUGUGAUGUUUAUAUCGGCAUUUUAAAUAAAGAUUUUUGUUUUAAUUACAA